This is a messenger RNA of Osmia bicornis bicornis, 1138 nucleotides long. Its product is annotated as methylmalonic aciduria and homocystinuria type D homolog, mitochondrial. The record is from RefSeq and is a predicted model, not a curated record. Bases 141 to 1004 code for a protein of 287 amino acids. NCBI's taxonomy places the organism in Eukaryota, Metazoa, Arthropoda, Insecta, Hymenoptera, Megachilidae. The transcript has 5 exons. Gene Ontology annotation, biological process: cobalamin metabolic process. Gene Ontology annotation, cellular component: mitochondrion.
UAAAAAAUGAUCCAUAUUUACCUAUGUAUGUAAAAGUAUACGAAUAAUUGUGGACGCGUUUCAAGGUUAAAUAAUCAAAGCGCUAAACAGUGUUUUCGAUACGAAAAUUUUUAAUCCAGCAUGUGAAUUGGGACCCAACGAUGCUUUGCUUCAAACAUGCAAGGAAAACCAAUGCCACGGCACUAUAUAAUUACCUCUCGAAAAAUCAUUACUCCCGACGGAGUGACAAAAGCACGAGCACGUAUAAGAUCGUUGGAACAAAUAGUGAAAACUUGGAUGACGUAGACGGUGCUGUGCUUGGAAUAAAUUCGAAUUGGGAAUUAUUAACACCGAGAGGAUUUAGAUUUUAUAUGCCAGGAGGCAUUGGUCCCGCUUGGUCGGACGUGACCACCACUGUCCACGUGAAAACGGAGCUAGUUAAUUUCCCGAACGACGAAAGAUCGCUUUCCGUAGACUCUGAAUCUAAGAAAACCCCCCUUCAUCCGUUAAAUCGUUCGAGAAGCAACAAUCGACAACCGAUCCUUCGAUGCGUCGCUCAAGAUUGUCCCCUAUUGUUGAGAAAAGGCAUAGGAGAAUUGUUUCAGGGAUGCUUAGACAUCGGUUCGGUACAGCUCACUAUAAUUACUAUCAGUCAAGCGGUCAAUGGAAAAAUAAUGAGAUGGAACAGAGAAUUAGAAACGGAAAAAUUAACGAAAUACUUUGUAUUAGCAGCCUCGGAUAUCUGUGCGAAACUGCAGGGAAUGGGAUACUGGGCAGACUUUAUCAAUCCGUUCAGCGGACAACCGCACUUGAACUUGCAGAAGAACAGUACUCUUUAUAAAACGGACGAACGUUUCCGUUGUUUAGGAUUUAAAAUAUUACACAGAAAUAAUUGCAAAGUUAUUUUAUCCGACAAUAAUGUGAAACACUUCCUAGGUAGCCUUUACACUACGGCACCCUCGAAUGCAGAUUUCUUGGAAAAAAUUCUGCGCGAAUGCGAGCUCGAAACCGUGGACGAAGCUUGAAAAAAGAACAAUGUCGAUAGAGUGUACAUUUGAACGCGUUAUAUUACGAUACUUUUAUCCUCCGAUAAAGAUGUAGCAUAAAUUGUUGGGUUUAACUUGUAUAAAAUUAUCAACAGAAAGGAUGUUUGAAACAA